This is a messenger RNA of Cokeromyces recurvatus, 704 nucleotides long. RefSeq lists its product as uncharacterized. The coding region runs from base 60 to 704 and encodes 214 amino acids. Gene Ontology annotation, molecular function: DNA binding; zinc ion binding. The transcript is spliced from 9 exons. The record is from RefSeq and is a predicted model, not a curated record. NCBI's taxonomy places the organism in Eukaryota, Fungi, Mucoromycota, Mucoromycetes, Mucorales, Mucoraceae.
UUCUUUCCUUCUUUCCUUCUUUCUUUUUUUUUUUCUACUAUUUCUUUUGGACAAAAAUAAUGUCUUAUCAUAUCGAAUACGCAAAGAGUGAUAGAAGUUCAUGCGCUGGACCAAAAGAUAUUUGUCCAGCCAAGGAUAAAACCAUUGAUAAAGGAGAACUGCGUUUUGGUGUAGAAGUUCCUCACCUUCAUGGUGUUACUUGGAGGCACUGGACAUGUAUCACUGAGACAGUAGUUAGUAAUAUGAAAAAGGCUGUUUCAUCUCCUGAAGAAAUUAAAGGAUUCGAUGAAAUUAGAGAAGAGGAUCAAGAACGUAUACGUCGUACUUGGGAAGAAGGUCAUGUUCCUGAUAAUGAACAACCUGAGUCUUAUUCUGAAAAAAGUAAAGAUAAGGAGGAAAAGACUGAUGAAAAGGAUGAAGAUAAACUUUCUUCAAAGAAUGAAAAAAGAAAAUCUAUAGAUGAGGGUAAGCAAAAUGAAGAGAAUAAGAAAGCAAAGACAAUCAAACAGGCCCCAAAAGUAUCAAGAAAUACACCUAGAAAGAGAGUAACUAAGCAACCUACCGAGCCUACAAGAAGAUCACCCAGAAAUAUAUCUAGAACUCCACAAGAAAAAAAUAAACAGGAGAGUAAUAAUGUCGAUUCAAAGAAGAGAAAAGCUGGUAAAUUAGGAACUGAAGCCAAGAAAGCUAAAAGCAAUAAAUAA